GAGAGCUGGUACCCCUCCAAAAAUUGAGGACAUUUGGGCCUUUUAUUUUAGGAAUGAAUGCUGAUCCCUGUGUGUCUUAUUGUGAGCCUUCUACCAUGGAUUGCUACUACAGUCCUGCAGCUCAGGGCAGGGAGAUGCAGACUUCUUCUCCUUUUAGGGCAUUCCAGCCCAGUGAUAAGUUUAGUCCUUCUUUCCUGGCCAGCAAAGGACAAGGAUUUGGGGACAAGUCCAGAGGGUCUUACCAGCAGGAGUGUCAGCCCUUGGAUGGUAAUUCCCAAAGCGGUGGAGCAGAGCAGCAGGGCUCAUUCACAAAGUACCAGCCUCACAUCUACAUGCAGAACAGUUCAUGCAACAAGUCCCCAGCAGACAGCUUGAAACUACAGGACAGCCCUGGAGACCCCCUCAUCCCCUGCUACGCCAAAGAGAGCUCCCUGACUCCGAACAGCGAUCCACCCGGAAUGGAGAGCGGGUACAUGACAAGCAAAGAUGCCCCUAGCAAGGGAUCCCAAGAGAGACCGGGCAGCGACCUGCCCAUGGACAAGUCCGAGUCGGAGAGCAACAAAGGAAAGAAGAGGAGGAACCGGACCACUUUUACCAGUUACCAACUGGAAGAGUUGGAGAAGGUCUUCCAAAAAACGCACUACCCCGACGUUUACGCCCGGGAACAGCUGGCCAUGAGGACUGACCUAACAGAGGCAAGAGUGCAGGUCUGGUUCCAGAACCGAAGGGCCAAGUGGAGAAAAAGGGAGCGGUUUGGGCAAAUGCAGCAAGUCCGUACCCACUUCUCCUCCGCUUACGAACUGCCGCUCUUAACCCGAGCAGAAAACUACGCCCAGAUCCAGAACCCUUCUUGGAUUGGAGGUAACGGUGGAGGUUCCCCGGUUCCCGCGUGCGUGGUACCAUGUGACACCGUGUCAUCUUGUAUGUCCCCGCACACUCAUCCGCACUCCGCCGGGGCCGUCUCUGAGUUCCUCAGUGUUCCAGGUGCUGGCGCUCACGUUGGCCAGUCACACAUGGGGGGUCUUUUCAGCAGCGGCCCUAUGGGCCCCGGCAUUAAUGGAUACGACUUGAACACCGAGCCUGACCGCAAGAGCUCGAGCAUCGCUGCACUCAGGAUGAAAGCCAAGGAACACAGCGCGGCCAUGUCCUGGGCCACAUGACAGAGCUUAGCGGCGGCAGCAAAUCACGGACGUUGAAAGAAACCUCAUGGACCCGCAAUGCAUCAUGGGGAUGCCCGCUACGUAGUUGCCCAAGGACUAGACGCCAAUCUUGCCAAUGAUCAAAGUGCCCAUUUUUGAAGUGUCUGAAAGCGCUGCACGUUGGGUUAGCAGAGAGCUGAUGGGUUCAUGGACAAUCCAAAUAUUGAUUAUGGUUACUAAUCAGGGAUUUUUCACCCCAAAAACCAAUGGGUGCAUCCACAUAUUAAAGAGCUAGGUGGCAAAGCCUAUCUUUAUCCUUUCUUCAUGCGUUCUUACCUUCUCCCGGCAGCGCCUCCCCGGCAGUGUAUUAUAGCCCCCUCCGAAUAACGGACCGUUCUCUAAAUUCUGGGAAUCUCUGAGAAUCCAUGGGUUGGAUCCAAAGGGGCCCAAAGUUUCAAGACCCGCGCAGAUCAAGGAUCAUCAGCAAAGAGGCACAAAAGCAGACAAUAAUUGUUUUUUUUUCUGUUUAUGUUGGAAAUAGGAUUGCUUUGUGUUUUUUUUUUUUUAUUAUUUUGUGGGUUUUUUUGUGUUAAAUUUACUUUUUUUCCCCGCUUUUCUCUAAUGGGCACAUAGGAGAAGAUGAGUUUUAGGAAGCCAUGAUGUGCUCUUCUGCAGAUGUACAAGAAGCACGCGCCGAACCCCCCCUCUCUCAGCAAAAAAAAUGUUAAAAAAGGAGAAUUUCACCCAAAACACCGGGACACCAUGUAUCCAACACGAGGGGUAUGAUUAAAAAAACAAAAGUAGCCUCCUUCACCUUACCACCGAAAUGGAAGUUCAGAGGAUCUGACCGACCCAUCUACGGCAUCAACGUGUCACUUCCCAGACGGCGGGGUAGGCUUAGCAAUCCGUAACUCGAAAGUUACCCCAUUUUCACUGGAUUAAGUGUUCUCAUCGGUUCCCGCAUUAAAGGUUCUCUUGUUGUUUAAAGCCUUGGAAUAUCUCCAAAGAAACCAUUUCUGGUCUCGACGUUUCAGUGCAGAAGACAGACCUCAGCUUGUAAAUUUCUCCCCGGUGCGGUGGAGCGACACUGCCCCGUCUCCUGGGUCAGUUGAGGUUUUUCUGGAAAUUAAUAUUUACGCUCAGAAAACAGGGCAGAAAUAGAUGCUAACACAAGAUCUGGGACUUAGGGAUGUGGCGUCUACGUAGAAAGCUUUUAGUUCUUCCAGCCAAGAAUGGAAUUAGUAUUUUUUUUUUUUUUUUUUUUUUUUUAAUCUUGUUUCAGAAGAAUAAUUGUGAAAAGAAUGAAAUAUUUAUAGCAUUAACAGAGGAUAUUUAAGUAGCAUUUCAUAAACGAUCCAAAAAAAACAAAAUUGAACAAAAAAAUAUAUAGCAAGACAAUCCAAACUCGUGGCAUUUAGCCGAAAACACAGAUUUUUAAAAAAUAUUAGAAUUUACGGAAUUGAGCCUUAAAAUAUAGUGCCCGCAUUUUUGAAAAGAAGUCAUGUGAUCUGCAGCCAGGAGGUUGAGUCUACAUCAGUCGUAGAACUCAUAUCUGGUAUAACAGGAAGUAGCGUUGGGUCAUGAAGCAACUUCCUGUAGGCGGAAUGUAAGAGGAGAAACGAAUUAUGAUGUCACUUCUGGUUCGGAAGUACAAUUUGUAUCUCCACUCACAGGGAGGAUCCAUAUCCAUGGGCAAAAAUCCCAACACCGAAACCAUAUUAGUUAAAGCUGGAACUCGACAAUGGCCUAAAAUAGUUGUUUUUGGGUUUUUUUCAAGGUUUAGUUGUUAAAAAUGAAAGCUUUCGCUACUUACAAGAAAAAAUGCCUUUCAGCUAAGUGUAAAUCACAAGUAAAGAUGUUCGUGACUGAACGCAUGCUAUUAAAACAGAAGAUAUAUGUGACCUUCGGCCCGAGUGAACAUGCGUGAAAUCCCAGUAGGGUUCGACUCGCAGAUGGUUGUAGGGGGUGGUGGUUGGGAUCGUAGGUUUUCAACGACUAUGAUCGUUAUUGCAUUCAUCUCAUAAUGUUUGAUGAAUUUGUUGAACAUACAUCAGAACAUAAAAAAAUAUAUAUAUAUUUAUUCUCA
Messenger RNA from Spea bombifrons (plains spadefoot toad), 3225 nucleotides. It is a transcript of the gene ALX4, whose product is annotated as ALX homeobox 4. Gene Ontology annotation, molecular function: RNA polymerase II transcription regulatory region sequence-specific DNA binding; DNA-binding transcription activator activity, RNA polymerase II-specific. The coding region runs from base 54 to 1160 and encodes 368 amino acids. Lineage: Eukaryota; Metazoa; Chordata; Amphibia; Anura; Pelobatidae. The transcript has 4 exons. Gene Ontology annotation, biological process: regulation of transcription by RNA polymerase II. The record is from RefSeq and is a predicted model, not a curated record.